AUGUUUCGAUGUGAGCAAAUCGAAAGUAGUAGGUUAGCGAAAGAAUGGCGAGAUUGGAAAGGAGCAUUGGAAUAUUACUUCGACUCGUAUCAGAUUAUUGACCAGAAAAUCAAGCGCUCUAAAAUGCUACAUUUCGGUGGGCCACAAUUACAGAGAGUCUUUGAAAGUUUGGAUGGUAUUGAAGAGUUUCCUCUGGUGUUGUUGGAGAGGCCAUACUACGAUGUAGCAAUAGAUCGGUUGGAUGCUUACUUCAAGCCACGUAGUCAAGAUGUUCUCGAACGACAUAAGCUACGUAAUAUGAAGCAAUGUCCCAAUGAACGCUUCUCUCAUUAUGUUUUACGCAUACGCCAACAACUGAUGGAUUGUGGUCUCGAGAAGUAUUCGAAAGAGAUACGAAAUGUAAUUGAGGAGAUCAUGCUUAUCGAUGUGAUUGUGGAGGGUUGCAAUUCACCGGAGCUACGGCGUAAAAUUCACGAAAAGGAUCAGUCAGCGGCUGAUAUUGAGGCGUUGGGGGAGUCAUUAGAGAGCGUUCAUAACCAGGAGAGGGAACUUAAAGUUGGAACCAAUAGCGACAGAGUUGAUCAGUCAGAGAUCUGCAAAAUAGGAACGCAUAAAGCAAAGACACUGAUGGAAAGAGAAGGGAAACUCUGUGUUAUGCUUGUGGAAAUUAUGGUCAUAUUUCUACUUCUGUCGGAAUGUCGAAAAUGUAGGAAGACCGGGCACUUCGAAAGGGUUUGUCGCAAAUGCUCAUCGAAUCCAGAAGUGCUGUCUUCGCCGAAGAAAGUUCGAGUUAUUGAUGGAACUAAUCCAUUGACUCAGGAUGUCCUACCAAGCGAAAAGGAAACGGAGAAAAAGGUUCACUAUACAUUCUAUACAGGGAAUCAAGCCAACGUGUUCGAUUGCAACAUCGGUGGAGUUCCUGUGGAAGUACUGAUUGAUUCCGGUUCUGAUGUGAAUCUGAUAACCGAUAAAACGUGGAAACUGAUGAAAGCUCAGCACAUCGCCGUAUCUAAAUGCGAAAAGGGAAGCGAAAAGAUUCUUAGAGCAUACGGUAGUUCUAAACCUCUUUCGAUUUUGGGGACAUUCAUGGCUGUUGUUGAAAUUGGGAACCGUGCUACAGAAGCUACAUUCUACGUUGUCGAUGGGGGACAAAGAAACCUGUUGGGUGAUGUCACGUCGAAAAAGCUGGCAGUACUGAAGAUCGGAUUAGAAGUGAAUGCAGUCGCGGAAAAUGCAGAGAUAAAGCGUUCUCCUUUCCCGGAGAUCUCUGGUGUUCAAGUGCGUAUCCAAAUGGACCCCAACAUAACUCCGGUUUUCCAACCCUUGCGACGCGUACCGAUACCUUUGGAAAAUGCAGUAAAUGAGAAGCUGGAUGAAUUACUAAAACGCGAUAUAAUUGAGGUGAAGACUGGACCCGCGACAUGGGUGUCACCACUAGUAGUGGCAAUCAAAACAAACGGCUCAUUCGUGAUCGUCACCCAAUGCCGGUGA
Toxorhynchites rutilus septentrionalis is the source of this 1491-nucleotide messenger RNA. RefSeq lists its product as uncharacterized. The transcript has 2 exons. Gene Ontology annotation, molecular function: aspartic-type endopeptidase activity. Bases 1 to 1491 code for a protein of 496 amino acids. Gene Ontology annotation, biological process: proteolysis. The record is from RefSeq and is a predicted model, not a curated record. Lineage: Eukaryota; Metazoa; Arthropoda; Insecta; Diptera; Culicidae.